AUGUGGCAAGAUUUUUCCGCCCACAACACCCAGCGUGGGGAUGUAACGGCAGUUGUAUGGGGCGCCCCAGGUGCACGUCCAGCAACAGGCGAAAGUACUGCUACCGUCCGCCCGUCAUCUGCCGCAGGGGCUGUGGAUGCCGAGGCCUUAACUCGAGGCAGAAGAGCUGAUACCCCAUUCAUUCAACAGUGCGAUCUUGUGUUCCCGCUUCCGGAUCAAGAUGGCGAGAGCGACGGCCAUGACCAUGGCGAUACGCAAGAGAGGCAACAAAAACGACUGGAGAUGGAGGAACGGGCAAAAGCUUUCGUCGUCCGAGCCCUGGGCAAGACGUUUUAUUACCGCGCGCGAGGACCGCUGUCCGUCCUCCUCAGAGAACGCUUCCUCGACUCCUACGUCCUCAAGGGGGGUUUCAGCGCCCUCGCUCUCAACGCCCCAAGCGACCACGGUAACAGCUUCGCGAUCCUGCCAGGCGGCGUGCUGGUGCUGUCGCUUGAUCGGGAGUCCUUUCAGGCAAGCAUAUCGGGGUUCCGCAUUUGCCUACCGGGAGAGGCCGCGGCCACCCGCCCCAACGGCAAGGGGAAACGGGCGGGUGCCGGCGCCGGCAGCACCGGCGGCAGCGUGGGGGUCCUGGGAGGCAGCGCGGGCGGCCCCGACCGCUACGUGUCGGCGGUCGACCUCUCCGCGAAAUCGUUUCGCCCGGGUAAGCCACUCCACGACCGCGUCUUGUCCUGUCUUAGCAGUUGUCGAUGGGGGAGCGGGGAUGACGGUGCUGCGGUCGAUAUGGUUGUGCAUUGGUGUGGAAGUGGUGGAGUCGGGCAAGGAAGCGGGGAGGGCGGGGAACUGGCUGAAGCGGAGUCCUCAGGAACGAGCGAGGCGUCGGGACAAGCACCGGAGGGUUGUGGACAGGGCGCGGCGGCGGUGGGUAGAAGACCGAAGGGGGAGUGCGCGGAGGGCAAGCAAGAAGGACAGCAAUCGCAACAGUGCUGCCGAGAUAUCACCUUCCCUCCAGGUUUCUCUGCUGAAAGGGUCGACCUAACGCCCGACAUCCGAUUCUUCAGGGAAGCCUGCUGCCCAGAUUUGGACUUUGUCGGGCAAGGGCUGGCCGCCACGGCCCCUACUACGGUACAGCGGGCGCGUCGAAAAGGGAGGAAAGGGAUCGAAGCCACGGCUUUCAAUUCCACAUCCACGGCCGAGAACUUGGUGGACGGCAGCGACGACGGCGGCAGCGACGACCACUUCACCGACAGACGACAUCCUCGCCUUCCCCCGCCCGUUGCCUCUCAGCCGGAAUCAGCCAAAUGUCUGCUCGUUCUCGACAUGUUCGAGUGGCUUGGCGCGGUGUCAUGCGGCCUGGACGCCGCGGUAAGGCGGUCACCGUCCCCGCCGGAGCCCUACCUGUCCAAGUUCGAGACGCCCCGCCACCUCCGCUACCGCAGGGACCGCGUCGUGUGCCGCGCCCGCCUGAGGGGCUUCCUGCCGCCCGUCGCCGUCUCCCGCUUUGUCGACGCGGCGGGAUCGGCAGCGGCGGGGGUGGCGGCGUUAGCAAGCGCCGAAGAUAGUGCCGCAGACGGCCGGCAACACUACGAAUCGCCGCAGCUGUUGCCAGUGCGGCGCGUGGUUCGAGAUCAAGGACAGCAGCGGCCCGACGGCUGCUCGUGGGGCGCCGUGACGUCGUGGCCGUUCCGAGACGCCCCCCGCGCGUACCCCGGGGCCGACGCCCCGUGCGCUGGCGGGCAGAGGAGCAAGCGGGGCGCCCGAAAGGGGCGCGGCGGGGGAGGGAGCGAGGAGCGAUGUGCGAAAGAGUGGCCCGUCGGGGGGCACGGGGUGUACACGGUUGUCGCUUGUCCCGGGGAAACCGCUGUGGCGUUCGUUUCGGCCAAGUGUCCCGGCCCCGGGUGGUGACAGAAGUUCACGUGUAAAACUGAUCCAUCCUUGGUUGACGCAGCAGUCAAUGACAGGUCGAUGCAAGCGCCGAAAGACAACGGGGAAGAGUCUUUGGUGCUGCUCUCGGCAGCGCUUUGAUUAGCCUGACGGAGUCAAGAAAAUAGAGUCAUUUUGCUAUAUGUGUCAGGGUUGGUUUCUGGGCCACUCUGCGGUAUUGAUAAAGACCAACGCAGAGCGAACAACUCUGAGUCCGACCUGGCGUCGAAGGGCAGCCGGGCGUUCAGCCGUGUUGUUGUAUGGAUCCUCCUCUGGUUGUAUGUGUUGAGGGGUGCGCCCGUUGGUCUGUCUGUCCGUAGCCACUUAUCGCCAAUUAUGUUAGACGAGGCAGCAGGGACAGAAAUGAGCCGGUGAUCAUAGGCUAUGUUGAAAGUUGUCCGGGGUGUGUUUUGUACUGAUGGCCUUGGGGAACACAAAGAGCU
Ectocarpus sp. CCAP 1310/34 is the source of this 2363-nucleotide messenger RNA. The record is from the annotation of a GenBank genome assembly. Lineage: Eukaryota; Phaeophyceae; Ectocarpales; Ectocarpaceae.